AUGUCAUCUUCAAAUACUUCCCCAAGCAAGACCUCUGGUCAAAUGCACUCUAUGAAAGGCGCAAUUAAAGAGACAGUCGGAGGUGCCAUUAAGAGUGCCAAUAUGAAGCAGAGUGGACGAGAAGAGCAUCAACUCGGCAAUGCCGAAGUGCGAGAUGCGAAAGAAACUAAAGGGCAAGGGAACAAUUUUGGAACCACCGGAAACGAAGGCUUCCGCGGGCAUGGCAGCGGUGCAGGACCCUUCUCUGGAAACGACCUGGGCCAGUAUGAGAAUCGGAACACUGGCGUGAGCAACAUCCCGGGAACACAUGCUUCUGCUGGAACGGGUUCGGGUCCUUAUGAUACGACCCACACUGGCGGCCUUGGAGGCCAUCAUGGAGUAGGACAUGGAUCGGCUGGAGAAGGGAUGGUAGAAGGUCUUGCAGCUACUGGUGGAGGCGCCGGAUAUAUGGGCCUUAAUCAAGGAUCAACUGGCGCUGCCCAAGAUGCCCGCCAAUCAUUUGGAAAUCAAGAUCGAGGAUUUGCAGAUCGACAAGCAAAGCAAGAUUUUAAGGAAUGGGAACGUAACGCAUUUUAA
Psilocybe cubensis is the source of this 576-nucleotide messenger RNA. RefSeq lists its product as uncharacterized. The transcript has 4 exons. The record is from RefSeq and is a predicted model, not a curated record. NCBI's taxonomy places the organism in Eukaryota, Fungi, Basidiomycota, Agaricomycetes, Agaricales, Agrocybaceae. Bases 1 to 576 code for a protein of 191 amino acids.